Fusarium tjaetaba is the source of this 2025-nucleotide messenger RNA. RefSeq names its product calcium channel YVC1. The record is from RefSeq and is a predicted model, not a curated record. NCBI's taxonomy places the organism in Eukaryota, Fungi, Ascomycota, Sordariomycetes, Hypocreales, Nectriaceae. Bases 1 to 2025 code for a protein of 674 amino acids. The transcript has 4 exons.
AUGGUGGUACGCAGAAGUACUGAGCAGUCAAACGCUUGGCUCAAACCUGUCGAGGAUGAUGAAGAUGAGGGCUUUCUCACUGUGGCCGAAGAUGCCGAAGCCAAAGGAAUUCUCGAUGAUGGCAACAGAUCGACGCUCAACUUGACGACGACCGAGCUUCCUGUGUAUAUGAACAUUCACCGAGUCCGACGGUUAGUUCUUGCGAGUAUUGAUGAUCCUUAUACUAUGGAGCACUUCAGAGAUCCCAAGAUGAACGCUCUGGUUGUGAGGCCUCUAGUCGAAAGACUUUAUAACCCAGACGAUAUCUCAGUCGUUUAUUGCUUGUUAGCAAACCGUGUAUCUUUCCUAAGAGAGCAGUCUAAGGAGGUUCAUCAGAGUGUCAACCAGGCGCGUGCAAUUCUAUGCGAGCUGCUCGCUAGUCGGGUCCUACGCCGCUUCCACGAGGACAACCCAGGACCACAAGGUCUUUUGCUGCUCUCGCACAUCCUCGUUGAGGGCUUCGAUCCAUUCCAAGGAGCCCCUAGUCACAUGGAGCGUCCAGCUAACCGACCCCAAUGGCCUGGAUCUGGUGAUGCUUCUGGCUCUGAGAGAAAAGUCACAGCUCUUGAGUUGGCAAUUGUCUCUGAAAGCAAGUUCUUCAUCAGCUCUGCAGCCUGUCAACGAGCUGUCGAUGCAGUUCAUAACGGUCAAAUCAUUUAUACGCCCCUUUCAUUUAUGGAUUUCCUUCCAGACCACUAUAAACGACGGCCUAUCUCUCUUUACGACCCUCGGACAGCACCUCUCCUCAACCACCACCGUCUCAUUGUUCCUCGCAACCGAAAUCUCAUCGAACUCGUUCACUUUGUCAUCCUGCUGGUGCUCUACGUGAUGACCAUGAUCUCUCGCCAUUCUGAGGUUAAUAUGUGGGAGUUCGCGUUUUGUAUAUACACCUUCGGUUGGCUCCUCGAAAAGAUGGCUGCUAUUAUCGAGCAUGGCUGGGCAGUUCACGCACAGAACCUAUGGGCUUUUCUUGACAUCACUUUUGCCUCCAUCUUUGGCGCCUAUUUUAUUCUCCGCAUCUACGACUUUCUCCUCGAUCAGCUUCAUUCUGGCUAUGGACUACCGAUUCUCUGUAUCGCAGCACCUGUCAUGUUGACCCGGGUUGCUUUCAACCUACUGCCGAACAACCUUGUCUUUAUCUCUGUUCAUGCUAUGAUGAAGGACUUUACUGUACUGACCUUCCUUGCCACCUGGUGCUUUACCGGCUUCCUGCUCGCUUUGCAGUGGCUUGUUAGUGCGAGCAACGAUGGCGAUGAGGAGUUCAGCUGGUACGUAGUGGGCAAAUGGAUGCUCUGGAUUUGGUUCGGUCUAGAUGGUGAGGGUAUUGAGGAGUCGGUGCGGUUCCAUAUCAUCCUUGGUCCUGCGUUGAUGAUUGCCUUUGCAUUCCUGGGCAACACGCUCUUUCUGACCAUUCUCAUUGCCAUGCUCACAAACACCUUCUCCAAGAUCGUCGCCGAUGAAACGGCCGAGAUUCAGUUCCGACGCGCUGUUUUGACUUUCGAGGGCGUCAAGAGUGAUUCUAUCUUUGCCUACCCCCCUCCCUUCAACAUCUUGGCUCUGAUGGUGCUCCUACCCCUGAAGCUUGUCACCACCGCUCGGAUCUUCCACAUUGUCAACGUGGCCCUCAUUCGAACUCUCAAUAUGCCAACUCUCCUCCUCAUUAGCUUUGUGGAGCGACGCCGUCUUUGGAUGCAGUCCAGACGUGCUUCGGGCAAAAGAUCCAAGUGGCAGUUCACAUCUCUGUCACCUCAUAAUGAUGUCCAGGCAGUCUUCAAAUCUAUUCCACCAACUGAGAUUUCAGACAUCAUCGAUCAACUCGACCCGUUGGGUGAAGUCCCAAUUCUCGAGGACGAUCUGAUGCCUACGAUGACAGGUGACAACCCUCAGUCGAAGCUGAGAAGAUGGAGAAUGUUGCAACGAGAGGGGCAUCGCCGAACAGAUGAUGCAGACGCGUGGAGUAGCUCAAGCAGCAUAAAGAACGAGUAG